AUGUCCAUGCAGAAAUGCUUUACACUGGAUCCUUCGGAAAAUAAAAAUUUAGAAGAACUGCUGAAUGAACUAUCUCAAUCUAAAAAGCUCAUCCAAAAAAUCAAAAAAAACGGAAUUCUUCAAAAAUAUGGUAUUGAAUCUGUUUGUGAAGACGACAGAUAUAGCAAAUAUAAAACAAGAAAUGAUCCGAUUAAAAUAAUUUGUAAUAAUAAUCUAAAUAAAAAAAAUCAUGAAGGUAAAAAUGAAGAAAAGACGGACCCUAAUAGAGAACAUCCUGAUUUUAUAAGUAAAAAUAACGCAUUCAAACCUAAAAAUGAUAGUAUGGGUUCUUCGAAGAAAUAUAUUAAUAAAGAUAUUUUAUCCUCUUCUAAAAAUAAUGUAGGCCUUUUGAAUUCCAACGAAAAUUGUCUCUUUCAAAGAAUUCUUAAAACAGUUGAAAAAGAAAAUAUAAAAAAUAAGAAUGAAAAAUUAAAAAAACGACAUAAUAAAUUACAAAAAAUACCUAACAAAUUAGAAACUAUAAAUGGCAAAGUGAAUAUCGAAAAUACUAAAAAUCAUAAUGAAAACCAGUUAGCAGAAUCAUUUAUGAAAUCUAAAAUAAUUACACUCAAUAAAAAUCAAACAAAUGGAAAAGUUUAUUUCAAUAAUAACAAAAUACGAUAUCCUUCUGUAAAUCAUGUUAGAAAUUGUUCAGUGAAUAAGAAAAACAGAUAUAUUCAUAAUAGUAUUGCAAAAAACGUGAAAAAUAAUAAAUGUUCGAAUCCAAGUAAAGGUAUUAACAAAAAUAUAUCAUUCCAAAAUAUCAAAGAAGAUAAUAUUAUUUGUAAUAAAAGAGGAAAAAAUAUAUCCAAGAAUGAUUUUCGAAAUAAUAAUGACAAUGAUGAAAAUAGUAAAAUAUAUAUAUAUAUAAACGAAAAUAGACACAAUAAAGAAAAAGAAAAAAUGCGAAAUAACAGUAAUAGGAAAAGGAAAUAUAAAAUUAAAGAAAAAUUAAAUGAUAUUGUUUUUGAUAAUAAGACCAAACAAAGUAAAAAUUAUGUUAACCGUAAAAUAAAGUUACGUAAUAAGGAAUUAGAAUUGGAAAAAAACAACCAUAAAUAUUUUUAUACAUUUUGCAAAAAUUUUCAAUUGCUGGCAUUAAAAAGACGAAAAAAAAAAAUCUUCAAAAUAUUGUCAAAAUCAAAAUAUGGAAGAAUUAAUGUCUUAUCGAAGUUUUCGCAAUUAUCAAAUGAAUCAGCAAAUGAAAAAGUAAAAAAUGAAACGAAUUGCAAAGAGAAAAUAAUAACUACUUAUCCCAAUGAUAGAAACGAUGAUACAGAAUAUUCCACGAACAUAAAAAUUUACACUGGUAAAACAAAUUGUGCAAAUAUCACAUUAAAAAAUAAAGAAAAAUAUAUUAUCAAUGGAAUAGAGAGCUGCCAGAAUGAUAUAUAUAAAAGUAAUAAAAGUGAUCAAGAAGAUAUCCAAAAAGAGAUGGAAACGCCGAAUCAAAUGAAAAAGGUUAAAGAAAACCAUAAAGACAAUAUUAUAUGUGAGAAUUCCCAAAAAAAUAAUGCUAGAGAAAAGGGUAUAAUAUAUACAAUCUUUAAUAAAUUUUUCUGUAAUGACAAAAUAAAAGAAAAAGAUAUUAUUAACAUAUUAUCAUUUUAUGAUAAACGUAAAAAUAAAUUAAAACCUUUAUUAGUAGAAGAAGACAAUUAUUUAAAAUACUUGAAAGAUAAUAUUUUAGUAGAUACUAACAUAUGCAAUGAUAUCUGUGAAAAAUAUGCUAAUGAAUGGAAAUGCGAAAGAUUUGGCAUAAAAGAUGAAUUUAAAAAAGAUAAAUCAGAGAUUAAUGACUGUUUGUACCGAUUAAAUAAUUACAUACUUGAAAAAAAUAAACUAAAUAACGAAUGUGAAAAAUUAAUAAAUUCAUUUCUAAACAAUGAUAAUAUUAAUGAUAAUAUAAAAAAAGAAUUUAUAUUUAAUUGCAUAUAUAACGAUCAGAUUAAUUUUAUGGACAUAUAUAACCAAACAGAAAGCAGAAUUGAGAAAAUAAAAAAAUAUUUAAAUGAAAUUGAAAAAGGAAAUAUAGAAAAACGAGAAAAAACAAAAUUAAAAAAUCAAGAAAAUAUUAUGCUUGAAAGCGCACUAAAUUGUGAUACCAAAAAAGAAAAAAUUUUAUGUUUUGAACAAUGGAAUAAAAAAUCUCCAUUUAACUAUAUCAAAACAAUUACCCCAAAAUCUAUUAAUAUAAACCCUAUAAACAAUAAAAAUAUAUACUCAUAUAUAAGAAGAAAAAAAUUAAAUAUUAAAAGGUCUAAUUUUUUUAAGAAUUGUCAUUUAUCAAAAUCAUUAUUUAAACUUGAAAAAAAACGUGCUUACAUAAUAAAACUAUAUAUACUGUUUUCACAAAAUAUAACAAAAAAUAUAAAUGAGAAAUGGAACAUUAAUUUGAAUAUAUUUUUAAAUGAUAUAAAAAUAGACAGUCGCUAUUAUUGUUCUUUUCCUUCAAAUAAUAAUAAUAAACUAGACUUAAAGAGAUAUUGCCGAUAUAUUUCGAAUAAUAAUAGUAUACUUUUUAUAAAAAAAAAUAAAUAUUAUUAUUGCUACAUUUUGGAUAAUAUAAAUAGUAGUUAUCGGAAAUAUCCUUAUAUAAAUUCCAAUAAAAUAACUAAUAAAUUAAUUUGUGAAUAUUCUGAUAUAUUAGAUCAUGCCCAAAGCAGCAACUCUACGCGUGUAACGGAUAAAGAUAUCAUAAUAAAAAAGGAUAAUUAUUUUAACAAAAAAGAGCAUGAAAACGUCAAAAUAAAAGGGGGACAUUUUCUUUGUGGUAUUACAAACAGUGUUAAUCAGUUUAAUUUUCCAAAAAACGAAUAUAAUAAUAGUAGCGAUAAUAAUAACGAGUUAUUUACCCAUAUGCAAAACAAAAGAUUCAAAGAAUCUUCAAAAAACGAUCAUAAUGAUAGCAGUAAUUCCUUUUAUUUAAAAAGUAUAGAAAAUAUAAAAAGCAAUGGAACAACCAAAUGUACAGAAAAUGAUUCGGAGGGUGAAAAGAGCGAAUCUUUUACUGACGGCCACGAUAUUAACAUAGGGAAAUUUUUUGAUAAGAGCAUAAAUAUAAUUACUCCGAAUAUUAGCUUUUCCAAAUCGUUAGGCGAAAAAAUUAAUCGAAUAAAUACAAAUUAUAACAAUAAUGAAAUGCCAAAUCUUAUAAGCUCAUACGGUUUAAUAAAAUCGCUAAGUAUUAAAAAUAAUUUUAUUUUUGAAGAUAAUAAUAAUGAUAAAAAUUUGGUGAAUUGCUUAGAGAAAAAUUCUAAGAUGUAUAAUAAGCUUAGUUUAUCACAAAAGAACAGCAAAGACACAAAUUUCACAUUAUCCAAUAAAAAUGAAUAUUUAAUAAAAUCUAUUAAUUUAGAGAGAAGUAUUAGGAAUACUACGUAUUUGGAAUUUUAUAAUAACAAUAACAACAAAUUUUCAACUGAUUCAAAAAUAUAUUCAUCAGGAGCCUUAAAAAAUGAAUAUCUUAAUAUAAGUAAUAUGCUACAGAAUAGAGAAGAAAUAAAUAAAGACACAUUCCGUAUGAAUAUUUAUGAAUCAAAUAACAUGAAUAAAAAGGAAAAUACUUCUAAAUUAAAUAAUUCGUAUACACAUAUUAUGAAUAAUCUUUGCAAUAGUAAAGCCAAAUUAAGACAGGAAUAUAACAAAAAUAAUAAAAACAAGAUAGACGCAAUAAACAAAGAAAUUUUAGAUAAAAUCAAGAAAUUACGAAAUAUUUCUACAAAAAAAAAAAAAAAAAAACCUCAAAAAGUUACAUCGAAAAUAUCGUCACGCAGAUAUAAUGAAAAUGAUACCCAACAAAAUGGUAUAUUGGAUGAUCAGUUAAAUUAUGAAGGCAAACUAAAUAAUAUAUCAGAGGUAUACCAACCUAGAAAAAAAAAAAAUAAUGAUAAUAAUAAUCGCAUAAAACGCAUUAAGGAUAGGAUUGCUACUAAUUCCGACAUAUACAAUUCUAAAGCAAAAAAAGAAGGCGGAUAUUUUGAUGAUCAUUCUAGAGAAAUGCUUAGCAUUAUUGAUUCAUAUAACUAUGUAAAGGAUAACCAACAGAAUGAGGAACAUAUCUACAAACGUUUAUAUAGCAAUAAUAUUAGAAGAAGAAAACACAGUAAUUCAAACACAAAAGAUGGCAACAUAACAUAUGAUAGAAAACAUGAAUUAGAAAAACGAAAAUACAAUAUUAUUGAGUAUAAAGAUAGUAAUGAAACGGAUGAUUAUAGCAUAUAUAGUGAUUGUUAUCCCCAAGACAUAUUGGAUAAGAGUAAGAUAUUUAAAAACACGAAAAAAAUUGAAUCAAAUAAAUUAGAGAAAUAUAGCGAAAGCAUAUUGGAAUAUUAUAAAAGUUAUAACCAAGAAAAUAUCGUCCCAUAUAAUGAAGAAAUAAAAAAUAGUUUAAAUGAGGAUGCGCUUUAUGAUGUUCAUAAGUACAAUCAAAUAAAUCAAUUAGAUAUUAAUGUUAAUAGUAAUUAUAAUACGGAUGUAAAAUCUAAUGCUAUCAAUUUAUGCUUAUCUACCAAAAAUAUAGUUACUGACGAAAUGAACAAAAUUAUUGAAAAGCUUAGAAAAUGGAAUAAAGAUCUGGAAAAUGAUAAUAAUUAUAUACAAUGCAUAUAUUGCAACAAAUAUUUAUUUAAAUUAAAAAAUUUUAAUAAAAAAAGUUUUAAUUUAGAAAAAAGUAAUAAUGUUAGCAAAAAUGAUUGUAUAUGUAUCAUUUGUAAGCAUAAAAUAAAAAUAUUAAAUAAAUACAACAAUAGCUUAACAUCAGAAAAUGCUUUAGAUAUAAAAAAGGAACAUGCCGAUGAUCUAUUAACUGAAAAUAAGAAUAAUGGAAAUAACAAAUUUGAAGGAAGUGUGUUAUAUUUAAACGACCCUAUAAUUGAAAAUAUAUCUUAUGAGAAUCACUUGAAAAAUGGUAAUUCAACUGAUUCUAAUUCUAACAAUGAGAAUGUUCACACUAUCUUCAAUAAUAUUGAUCAUUUGAAUGAUCUAAAAAAUGAAUAUUUACAUUAUGAUAAAUCUAAUUUUAAUAUUGAAUAUAAUAAUGAAAUUGACUCAUCUGAAAUUAUUGAUAAUCAAUUAUAUCAUGAUAAAAUUAUAAAGCCAUUUUUCAAUUUUAUAGCUUCUAAAGACAAUAAUGAUAACAAAGACAGCGGAAACGAUCGUGAAAGUAAAAAAUUUACGCAACCUAAUAAUAGCUCUCUUAAAAGUUCCUGCUUAAUUAAUAUUAAAAAAGAUGUGCAUAAUAGUGAAAUAUGCUCUAGUAGAGAUAACAAUAGUAGUGAAAAUUCAAUAAAUGAAAAUAAAACCGUAUAUAAAUUUUUUAGUCAUGAAAAUAUUAAAUAUGAGAGUAAUAGCAAUUUUAGUUUCAGAAUAAUGCAUAGCAAUUGCACAGAGUAUAUUAACCAAAGAAAACACAAAAAGUGUGUUCGAAACUUGCAUCUAAAAAAUAAUAAUGCGAACCGCAAUUAUAUAAAUGUAUGCACAUCAAGUAAAUCUGAGCAAAUGGAAAAUAAUAGUAAAAAUGAGCACCGCCAAAAUAAAGUUCAAAAAAAUCGAAAGCAACAUAAAAUAAUAAAAAAUGACAAACAAAAAAUACAAAGUGAUUAUUCUAAUGACAUGGACAGAUAUGAAAUUAUUGGUUACAUUAAUGAUUAUCGUGAUAAUUUUAUAAAAUCUUCAUGUCCCAAUUUUAACUAUUUUCAUAAUAAUACCCAUGAAAAUUGCGAUCAAACAUAUGAUAUAUUCAUCGGAAAUAAUUAUAAACGUUUUCAAAGCAAUGUAAGCAAUUUAAAUAUUAAAAAUACACUUUUAAAACAAAUAUUAUGUAAUAUUCCACAUUCAAAUUAUAAAAAAAAUGCUAGUCUUUUAAACAAAAAAAAUAAUUCUUUAAAUCAAUUAUUAGAAGAAGAAAGAAAACAUAGGAAGCAUUAUUCUAAUAACUCAAAUAUAAAUAAAAAUGCAUAUAAUUUAAAAUACAAGUAUUCAUAUACAUCCUUUAGUGAAAAAAACUAUCCUACAUAUUCUGAUGAUGAUAAUGACUCAAUGUUCGAUAAGAUAAAUAGCAACUUUAUAUAA
This is a messenger RNA of Plasmodium berghei ANKA, 6111 nucleotides long. Its product is annotated as conserved Plasmodium protein, unknown function. The coding region runs from base 1 to 6111 and encodes 2036 amino acids. NCBI's taxonomy places the organism in Eukaryota, Apicomplexa, Aconoidasida, Haemosporida, Plasmodiidae. The record is from RefSeq and is a predicted model, not a curated record. The transcript is spliced from 2 exons.